AUGAGAGUAUCUUCUCGCCCACGCUGCUCACGCGCCGCACCGUCGCUGCCCGACUGCCCAGUCCCAUCUUCCUUCUCGCCGCCUAUACACGCUCCAGGACACAAGAACAAGAUGAGUCGUUUAGGCCGGACCCGACGCACACGCGUCUACGAUUGCAACUUCGACAAAGGCGAGAGCUAUUACCGUCCAGUGUUGGACCGGUUGGACGGCAAGACACCCGUACCACGGGCUUCUGAACCGGACCGUGACCGUAUCCGGGCUGAUGUCGAGAACCGUAUAAAGAGCGCUUUGGAUGACGUGGAAGCUCCAGUCGACGACCUGUUUGACUCUAGGGGUGCGAGGGUACAGAGAGGCAGGCCCCUGUCCUCUGCAUUUGACACCGAGGAACUGUCUGAAGAUAUCGCAGAAUCCCUGAAGCGCCUGCGUGCUGGCAAAAAAACAUCCCGCUUCGCUGAGGACAUUGACUUCGAGAGCAACGUUGCUAACCUGGAAAACCGUAUGAGGAUCUCUGACAAAAUCCUUGAAAGCGUAGGCAUCGGCCAAUCGGAAGUCAGCGGCGCCAGGAGAGCCCUGCAGGAGAACGAGGAACGCACAGAGAAACGCAUCGCGCGCAGAUUAAAUGAAGAGAACUCGCUAACAAAAUGGACAGCACUUAAAUCCGACGACGAGACUGCGGCCGCACAGCGAGCAAAAGUGACAAGAGCGCGUUUAAAUGACCUGGAGGACGAGAUGAACGAACUGAGCGAAAGGACUGCCAUGAGAGAAAAGCGCGCCGCUCGCCUGCGAGCCCUCGUCGCCGACACUGAAGCCGCCGAUACGACUGUCGCCGCCUCCAAGGUCACCAUCAGAUCCGAAAGGGAAAAGAAGCAAGUCACUUUUUAAACAAACGUAGCUAUCUUGUUACGCUCUCAUCACUCUUGGCUCUAAAACUGCUUGUUUUAGGACACAGUGAGUUCUCUUCGUUACGAGAUAGAUAAGUUUGCUAGAAUGUGUGAUCCUGCAUUUGCCUAUGUACAGUCAUCGAAGCUGAUGUCUAUUUUAUAUUUGAAUAGAUUGAAAUGAAAUGCUAUGUAUCGCCCUGUUUUCUAUUUAUUAAAGAGUUAAUAGAAUAAUUUUACAAUCAAUAUUCGU
Molecule: messenger RNA, 1131 nt
Organism: Spodoptera littoralis (African cotton leafworm)
Lineage: Eukaryota; Metazoa; Arthropoda; Insecta; Lepidoptera; Noctuidae
Source: the annotation of a GenBank genome assembly